This is a messenger RNA of Fonticula alba, 1206 nucleotides long. RefSeq lists its product as hypothetical. Lineage: Eukaryota; Rotosphaerida; Fonticulaceae. The record is from RefSeq and is a predicted model, not a curated record. Gene Ontology annotation, molecular function: protein binding. The transcript has 4 exons. Bases 144 to 1181 code for a protein of 345 amino acids.
CCCCAACUGACGGCCGCCCUCUCACCGCCCAUGCUCCCCCCUGACGGCCACACAAACACACACAUGCGCACGCAUGCACGCACGCAUCCUGGCCCCGAUCGUCGGCCCAGAUUCGCCAAUAUGUUAUCGAUGGGGAUAUUGACAUGAUCCGGUCCCUGGCCGAGACCGGGGCCCUCACGCCAACCUCCCUGCGGAAUAUCAACCCCGACAACGGCUGGUCCUCCCUUCAUUAUGCCAUCUGCUUCGGGCACUUCUCCCUGGUGGAGCUCCUGCUGGAGCAGGGCCACGAGUCGGAGUUUGUCUCGAAGGACAUCCAGCUCCGCACGCCUCUCAUGUUCGCUUGCAUGUAUGGCUUUCCAGAUAUCUUCAACCUGAUCAUGAAGUUCUCCCCGCACUCGCUGUGCAUGGUCGAUCACUCCGGCCACAAUUGCCUUUUCUAUGCCGCAAUCUACAAGCAGCCGGCGGCCCUGCGGCUGGCCCUAUCGACGCCCGAUCUGAAUGCACAGUUGCAAGAUCAAUCCGGCAACACGGCCCUGCACUAUGCCUCAUCCCAUGGUUUUGUCGAAGGCGUCGAGCUCCUCAUCUCGGCCGGGCUCUCCUUCGACCAGCCGAACCUGCGUGGGUCCAGCCCGCGCGACUGGUUUGCCUACACCCCGGACCAGGUCUUGGCCGCAUUUCCCCACCUGGACUUGCCGCACCUUCGCGGGUUAAUCCCCGGCCUGUCUCCUCCGGCCGGGGGGGAAGAAGGUCGACCGGCCGGCGCGACCAGGCCCGGCAGCAUGCCUCGUUCGGCGGGGGGUCCUUCGGCGUCGGGAGCCACCCAUCGCGGGAGCCCUCCAGCCGGAUUUCUUAGCCCGACUGCCGCCACCUCCACUGUCACUCCUGCACCCGCUCCCGCCAGCGGGUCUUCUUCUUCCUCCUCCUCCUCCUCCUCCUCUUCGGGAAGUAAGUUCCGUCAGUUUAUUCGCCUUGACAACAGCCUCAUUGGCCGGGUUCUUGGGCCCAGCAUUGGCGGUACGGCAUCCCUGGCUGGCACUUCACAUGCCUCAGCCCCGGGGGCUGGCGGUGGCAGCAGCGGCGGCAGUGGGUCACCCAGCGGCGCCGGAGAUCCCCAUCGAUUGCCGGCCGAGCCACCAGCCGGAGAUCUCCCCGCUGGGACAUAUGUUUUCCCCAAUAAAUAAACCCCAUUUCGUGGUGAAGGAAAUA